AUGAGUGUAGAGCCACCACGACGGCUUUUGCCGAUGCUGCUGCUGCUGCUGCCGUUGUUGCUGCUCUUGAUCGGCAGCAGCGUCGGCAACAACAGCAGCAGCAGCAGCACGAGCACCGGCAUAGUUUUCACAGCCACUGCUCAGGAGCUUCGAGGAUCUUCUACGCUCGCAGCAGUGGGGGCACCGCCUCGUCGUCUACAAGCUGGCGUCAGUGUCAACGAGCAGGAUAAAGCGCAGAAAGGGUUUAUCAUCAUUUGGAUGAGCAUCACUUUGGUGUUUGUUGUGAUCCUCGGUAUUUGGAUAACGGUCAAAAUCGCAGAUGUAACUGACCCUCUGUUGCACACCAAAUUCGUGUCUGCCCGCUAG
Molecule: messenger RNA, 366 nt
Organism: Cyclospora cayetanensis
Lineage: Eukaryota; Apicomplexa; Conoidasida; Eucoccidiorida; Eimeriidae
Exons: 5
Coding region: 1-366 (121 amino acids)
Source: RefSeq, a predicted model, not a curated record